This is a messenger RNA of Cicer arietinum (chickpea), 1112 nucleotides long. RefSeq lists its product as uncharacterized. The record is from RefSeq and is a predicted model, not a curated record. Gene Ontology annotation, cellular component: chloroplast. Lineage: Eukaryota; Viridiplantae; Streptophyta; Magnoliopsida; Fabales; Fabaceae.
UAUAACCUAUCCCGUAACAGUUGAAAGUUGAAAGUGCAAAAGCAUCCUCUGCUUCUCUCUCACAGCCACUUCCAUAACUCAAUGCAACUAAUUAACUCUUCAAUCUCCAACAACCUAUAAAAACCCUCUCAUUUCUUCCAUGAAUUCAUCUUCUUUAGCUUCCUUCACUCUCACACCACCACAAUGCAAUUUCCGCCUCUCUUUUCAAACCAAACCUAAACCCAAUUUCCACUACCCCCGACUCACCAGCACUUCCAUUUCCCUCAAACCUAAAUCCAAUUUUACCAUUUUUCUUCAAUCCACCGACUCAAACUCCCCAGUUUCAUUCCCUGAUGAAAACGCAUCUUAUGUUCCCGUUGAAGAAAUCAUCGACAAGGAUUGGUCGGUGCUCGAGUAUACUGGACCAAACAUUGACCGAAUUAUAUCCGCCGGAAAACUUGAUGAGAAUUCAAGGGUUUUGAUUUCAACUGGUUCUGAAGAGUUUGUUGAUUGUUUGGUUGGUUCUUCUAAAUUCAAAUCUUUGCUUGUUUUGCAUGACUCUCUUUUGAUAUUGGCUCUUAUUAUUGAGAAAUAUGAUAAUAUUAAGUGUUGGCAAGGUGAGGUUACUAUUGUUCCUCAUAAAUGGGCUCCUUUUGAUGCUGUCUUUCUUUAUUUUUUGCCUGCUUUGCCGUUUAAACUUGAAGAUGUUCUUGGUUCUUUGGCUCCAAAAUCUUCACCUGGUGGAAGGGUGAUUAUCAGUCAUCCCCAAGGGAGAGAAAUACUGAAACAACAACGACAACAGUACCCGGAAGUAGUAGUUUCUGACCUUCCCGACAAAACAACUUUACAAAGUGUUGCAGCUGCUUAUUCCUUUGACGUGGCUGAAUUUAUGGAUGAACCUGACUUUUAUUUAGCUGUUUUGAUCAGAUCUAGAACCUAAAAACUAGUGUAGAUUCUUCUGAACAUGCAAUUUGAUUGAACUUUCAUAUGGUUUUAUGCUUUAUGAUUGGACUUUCAUAUGAGAUUGUAUACUUUUUGAUAAAAUAUUUUGCCUUCCAUCUAUCAUGUAAUGUAACUUCGAUGAUUGCACAAGUUCAUACCAGUAUUUUGGUUUUGGCACCUAUUGCAUAUUA